Cotesia congregata is the source of this 1203-nucleotide messenger RNA. The record is from the annotation of a GenBank genome assembly. NCBI's taxonomy places the organism in Eukaryota, Metazoa, Arthropoda, Insecta, Hymenoptera, Braconidae.
GUAACAAUCAUAAUGGACGAUGAUAUUGAUAUUUAUGGAGAUUUGGAAAAUUUCGACGAAAAAAGAGACGAAAAUUGUUCUUCGACUAUCUCAGAGUUGAAAUUGGAAACAAAAAAAUUAGAAAAUCACACCCAAGAAUUGAAAAAAAAGAUUAAAAAUUUAGAAGCCACCAAUAAUACUUUGAAGAUAAACUUGUCAUCACUUUUGAAGACAGCCAAAAAUGAAAUUGUAAGAAAAGACCGUAUUAUAGCUGAAUUAAGACAACAAUUGAACAAUAAAACAUUUCGCAGAAAUUCUUCUGAACAAUUUAAAUUCAACAAGCCUAAUGAUCUGAAUGUCAAAUCUCAAUCCCAGAAUAAAUUUGACGAAAUCAAUGUUAAACAGGAACCAAUAUGUAAAAUCAAUGAGCCUGUACAUGAUAAUUCGAUCAUUUUAACAUUUGUUCCAAACAAAAAAUUCGAAGAAAAUGAUAACUUUGUGCCUACCGUUUUCGGUCAAAGACUAAAAAAAAAAUUACGUGAAGAAGAAGAAACUGCCAAGUUAGAAAAUAUUCAAUUAAAACGAUUAACUCUUAAAUCUAUUAUUCAAGAAGAGAAGAAAAGUGAUAAAGGUGAUAAAGAAAAUCAAUUAUUGAUUUCAUCAAGUAACAAUCAAGGCGGUCAAAAUCUGUAUAAAACAUCUUCAAAAAGAUCAAAUGAAACGGAUUCCAGCAUCAAUCUUGAUAAACGAAUAAAACUCGAAGAAGAUAAUAAUGAAGACAAUAAAAUUCAAGAAAAAAAUCUACUUGAACAAAAUACAAAAAAAAAUAUUUCUAUCAUGAAUACAGAUGUUUCUUGUAAAAAUGGUGUAAUUGAACCAAUCUUAAAUAAAAAGCAUGGACCAUUGGAUUCAUCAAACAAUGAAUCAAAAACUAUUGACUCUUCAACUAACAGAACUCUUGAUCAAAUGAGAAAAGACAAAAAAGAUUCAUCGAAUAGUUCAAAGAAAAAUAUCAAUAGUCGCCCACUUGAUAAUCCUUUAGAACUUUUCAAUAAAAAAAAUACUGUGACUGUGACAUCUUUUUCGAGUUCUACUAAAAAAAUUAUUAUACCAAGGCGGCGGAAAGCUGCUCAUUUAACCGAUAGUUCAACUUCAAUGACAAUAGUUGUAAGUCAAAAUAAUAUCAACGAUAUUGUAAAUAAACAAAAAAUUAAAUCAUCUUAA